Messenger RNA from Cloeon dipterum, 2554 nucleotides. RefSeq names its product putative fatty acyl-CoA reductase CG5065. Gene Ontology annotation, cellular component: peroxisome. The record is from RefSeq and is a predicted model, not a curated record. Gene Ontology annotation, biological process: long-chain fatty-acyl-CoA metabolic process. Gene Ontology annotation, molecular function: alcohol-forming very long-chain fatty acyl-CoA reductase (NADP+) activity. NCBI's taxonomy places the organism in Eukaryota, Metazoa, Arthropoda, Insecta, Ephemeroptera, Baetidae. The coding region runs from base 202 to 1749 and encodes 515 amino acids. The transcript has 9 exons.
AGCCGCCGGCCCUUUUCGACGAUCAGGUGAUCCUCGCCGCGAGCCAGGCCGCGCACCGUCAGUCCUGAAACAGAUACGCUCCUCGCUGCGCUUAGAGCCUGCAGACGUUGCGUGCGAGCUCGUUGCUGCCGCGGUCAGACACUUGCUCCUUCGAGGUUGACGCGACGCACCACGCGUGGAGAGGGCUAUUUUCCAUUUGCAAUGGAGAUAGUCAACACAAAGCCCCUAACGUACUUCGGCGACGAUGACCUGACGCCCGUGCAGCAGUUCUACCAUGAGAAGAGCGUGCUCAUCACCGGUGCGUCCGGCUUCAUGGGCAAGGUGCUGCUCGAGAAGCUGCUGCGCUCCUGCCCUGGCGUCGGCAACGUCUACAUCCUGCUCAGGCCCAAGAGGGGCGAGCAACCCCUCCAGAGGCUUGAGAAGCUCAUGAAGGACCCGGUGUUCGAGCGUCUGCGUCGCGAACGAGGCUCGCUGAUCGGCGCGACACCGGGCGUGGUGCCCAUCACGGGGGACAUCUCUCGUCCAGGACUGGGCAUCAGCGCCGCGGACAGGGCCGUGCUGGUGUCGUCGGUCGAGAUAGUCUUCCACGUGGCGGCGACGGUGCGCUUCAACGAGAAGAUGCGGCAGGCGCUGCAGACCAACCUGGGCGGCACCAACGCCGUCAUGCAGCUCUGCAAGGAAAUGCACCAGCUCAAGUCGUUCGUCUAUGUGUCGACGGCCUACACAAAUUCCCCACGUGAUAAGGUGGACGAGGUCGUCUACACGCCGCCGGUCGACCCGGACAAAAUUCUGCAGUGCAUGGAAUGGAUGUCCGAGGAACAGUUUGAAGACCUCGCGCCAUCGUUGCUCGGAGAGUGGCCAAACACCUACACCUACAGCAAAAUGCUCGCCGAGUGCCUGGUCACCAAGCACUGCACAAACAUGCCAGUGGCCAUCUUCAGGCCGGCCAUCGUCAUCUCAACACACAAAGAGCCCGUGGCUGGUUGGCUGGACAACCUUAACGGCCCCGCCGGCAUCACCAUCGGCUCCCUGCUGGGCACCAUCAGGUGCUUCCACUGCAACAGCAGCCUCAGGGUCGACCUCAUCCCUGUGGACAUGGCCGCAAAUGCCAUGCUCGUUUCCGGUUGGGUCACGGCGCACAACAUCCACGCCGAACCCAAAGUGUACAACUUCGUUUCAAGCGCGCAGAAACCCAUCACGUGGAAGGAGUACAUGCGGAUCUGCGAGACUUACGGCGUGCCGUACCCGUCGGAAAAGGCGAUGUGGUACUACUGCCUCACGCUGGUCAGCAAUAAGCCUCUCUACAAAGUCAUGUCGCUCUUCAUGCACGACAUCCCAGCCAGACUGAUCGACAUCAUCCCCAUUCUGAUGGGUCGCGGUGCCAAAAUGUCCAAGCUGUACGCAAAAAUCGACCAGUUCAGCGACGUGCUGUCCUACUUCACCAACAAGCAGUGGGAUUUCACCGACAACAACGUCCAGGGACUGCACAAGAUGUGCAACGACGGCGACCGGGCGCUUUUCCCGCUCAACAUCGGUGAACUGCAGUGGGAUUCCUACCUCAAGAACUACAUGACCGGGCUCAGGUUGUACCUUCUGAAGGAGCCGAUCGAAAACCUGCCAGUCGCUCGUAGGAGAUACCUCGCGCUGUUCUGCCUGCACAGAGGAAUGCAGUUGGGUCUCCUGUACGGCUCGUUCCGCGUGAUAAUGGGACUGUCGACGGUGUUCGCGAGGUUCAGGCUUGCCAAGUGAGCCUGUGGACAGUUAUUCUUUUGUGCGUGUUGCUGAAUGUGCGCAAAGUGCGAACCGACGUACUCGUGACCGCGCGCGCCGCAGCUUUUUUUCGCGAGAACGGCGGUUUCUUCAUCACUUGCUUGUGUGAUAUCUGUAAGGAGAGAUGAUGGUGUUUCACGUAACAGAGUGCGAUGACGACGCAGAAUUUGCAUAACCAUCUCCAUAAAACACACACACUCGCGUGCUCAUAAAUCCAUUUUACAUAGUUUUUUUAUACACAUACACCGACACAAACAACGUAUAAACAAGCAUUUGCGAUCAACUCAAGUCUAUAUACUUUAUCUGUGAAUAUUUACACUUAUUUAAUUUAAAACGCUCGCCCAAGCCGUUCUCCAUCAUUAGAUGUAAUUAGAGAUCGGAAGUUUUAAGGUAACUAUAAUGCCGGCGAAAUCGCCUUGCUCGGCUGCACGGCUUUUGUGUGUACAUUUUUUGAUGCAAUCGCCGGGCAGACGAGUUUUUUUGCCUAAGAAUCUCUCGUUAGAGAUUAUUGGUUUCGCUGCAUCAGUUGUAAAGUGGUGCGUCUCCUAUUUAUACACGCAAUGGAGGGAAAGUGAUAGGAUUAUUUUAUUCAUGUAACUUUUUUAUUCGCGCUAAAAUAGCCAGCGGUGAAUGUUGUUGUUGUUGGAAUGUUAACGUCGACCAUUUUAUUUUACUACCCUUGACACCUCAAGUAAUGUUUGUAAAUUGCUCAUCUUUGCUCUAGGUAAUGAUAUCGAAGUAUCACCUUAACUAAAAACAAUAAAAGCAUUAUUUUAUAGCCAAA